This is a messenger RNA of Thalassophryne amazonica, 1528 nucleotides long. It is a transcript of the gene mlf2, whose product is annotated as myeloid leukemia factor 2. The transcript has 8 exons. Lineage: Eukaryota; Metazoa; Chordata; Actinopteri; Batrachoidiformes; Batrachoididae. The record is from RefSeq and is a predicted model, not a curated record. Gene Ontology annotation, cellular component: nucleus; cytoplasm. The coding region runs from base 248 to 994 and encodes 248 amino acids. Gene Ontology annotation, biological process: regulation of DNA-templated transcription.
CAGGCAGACUUCCGUUUCUCAUGUUUAGUGCAGGUUUCUAGAAUUUACUCUGCAGGUAGACAGUGCCGUUUUCCAAAGUCACACUAGACAUUUUAGACAUUUGUUCCUCUGCUGUGUAACGUACCCGCUCAAUGGUUUGCUCGUAAAUUUUGAUAAGAGUUUGACUUUAUUAUUCUGCGCUGCUGUUGAAUAAAACGUCUGUUUACGUAGCUAGCUGGCUAGCGUCAGCCAGCUGAGUAAAACGAGCAUGUUUCGCUUCUUGAAUGAUGUGGAUGACGAUCCGUUCAUGAUGGAUCCAUUUGCAGCUCACAGGCAGCAGAUGAGGAGUCUGUUUGGACCAUUGGCAAUAGAACCUUUUCCUCUUGCACCCCACAUCCAGCCUCACCGUGCACCUCGCCAACAGGCUGGUCCUGUGACUCCUUUUGGGAUGAUGGGAAUGGGAGGAGGAUUUAUGGAUAUGUUUGGCAUGAUGGGAGAAAUGAUGGGAAACAUGGAACGGAUGUCCGGUUCACCCAACUGUCAGACAUUUUCCUCCUCAACAGUGAUCUCCUACUCCUCCUUAGAUGCUGGGGCUCCUAAAGUGUAUCAACAGACCAGUCAAACAAGAACGGCCCCUGGCGGGAUCCGUGAGACACGACAGUCCAUGCGGGACAGUGAGAGCGGCCUUGAGCGUCUUGCCAUUGGCCAUCACAUUGGAGAGCGUGCGCAUAUAAUGGAACGUUCACGAAAUCGGCGCACUGGCGACCGCGAGGAGCGACAAGACUUCAUUAACCUCGAUGAGACUGAGGCUGAAGCAUUUGAUGAAGAAUGGAGGAGGGAGGCGGGCCGAUAUGGUCCUCCAAACACCCGCGGGCUGGAAUACAGCCGAGAUCGACGAGCGGGAGGCCAGCAGCUGGCUCUUACUGCUCCUCCCAGCUCAACCUCUCCACCCGGCAAUCGACAUGACUCCCCCAGACAUCGCCAGCACCACACCCGUCCACGUUACGACUGGUGAAAGGUAAAGCAAACCGUGUCGCAUGUAACGUGAGCACACAGAAGGAUUGGAGGAUCCCCGCCCCUCCCCCCCCAAAAAAACCCAGAUGCUGUGAACCAAGCUGACGAUGGAAGUUGAUGAUUGUGACGUCACAACUGUCUGUCAUAAAUGUUUGAUAUGACUGGACUGUCUAUAUAUAAAUGAUAUAAUGCACAAACACACACAUACACACACCUCACCACUGCAUUCAGAAUUCUUUCACACUAACACACACACACACACAAACACACACACAGCAUAUAAUCACACUUGCUUUAGAUGCCAGUUCUCAUUCUGACAAUUUGUCACCCCCCCCUCACUGCUCAGUACAUUCAGCACACCCACUGUACAGUCAAUUUUAUGUUUGUGAAGACACUAGUGUGUCUAUGAAUUGAAUUGUAUACUGUUGACUAAUUAUAGUAACUAAAUAAAAGCUCGUUAAACGUUGGUAGCUAAUUUCCAAAUGUGUAUUUUGUCUCUGUUAACGCUGUUUGAGAUUAAAAGCAUUAGGAUAUA